Messenger RNA from Humulus lupulus (European hop), 1385 nucleotides. RefSeq names its product transcription factor MYB102. The transcript has 3 exons. The record is from RefSeq and is a predicted model, not a curated record. Bases 121 to 1251 code for a protein of 376 amino acids. NCBI's taxonomy places the organism in Eukaryota, Viridiplantae, Streptophyta, Magnoliopsida, Rosales, Cannabaceae.
UCCACCUUUAUUUAGAAAAUCACAAGCAGUACCUCCUUAUCUCUUCAUACUGAUUAUACAGUGUCCUAGCUAGCUUCUUCCUUAUCAGGAUCGAUCACCACCAAAGACGAAAAACACAAUAUGGGAAGAGCUCCUUGCUGUGACAAAAAUGGUCUCAAGAAAGGUCCAUGGACCCCUGAAGAAGAUCUCAAUCUUAUCAACUAUAUUCAGAAGAAUGGACCAGGAAACUGGCGAAACCUCCCAAAGAAUGCUGGGCUUCAGAGAUGUGGGAAAAGUUGCCGCCUCCGAUGGACAAAUUAUUUGAGACCUGACAUUAAGAGAGGAAGAUUCUCAUUUGAAGAAGAAGAGACUAUAAUCCAACUACACAGCGUCUUGGGAAACAAGUGGUCAGCUAUAGCUGCUCGUUUGCCAGGAAGGACUGACAAUGAAAUCAAGAAUUACUGGAAUACCCACAUAAGAAAAAGGUUGCUUAGAAGUGGAAUUGAUCCAGUGACUCAUGCCCCUCGUCUUGAUUUUUUAGACCUGUCUUCCAUUCUUGCUAACUCAUCAUCUUUCUGUAACCCCUCACUUCUAAAUCUCACAAGCCUUUUGGGUACUCAAGCCCUUUUCAAUCCAGAACUCCUAAGGCUAGCCUCGACCCUUUUAUCACUUAAUAAUAAGCAAGAUCAAAGUAUCAACCCCGAGUUGUUUAAUCCCCAAAAUCUCCAAGAAAAUCAGCUUUUUUCUAAUGCUCAAAUUCCACAAUUGGUACAACCCAAUCAUCAUCAUCAUCAUGAUCAAUUCAUUCAAACUGCUCCAAUCCCACAAGGCUUUCCUAUGCAAACUCCAAAUGUUGACCAUGAUCAUCAAUCAAACAUGCCUAAACUCAUCUCAUCAUCUCGUCCAAUUUCGAGCCAAGAAAAUACCAUUAGUACUGGUUUGAGUGAAAGUGGUGUGCAUGUUUCCCAACCAAACUGUGUGGAUUGCAGCUCUAAUAACAGUGAUAUUCCAAGCCUUAAUAUUGCUGAUUUUCCUGAAAGUUCAUACUUCCAAAACUUGUUGGAUUGUUAUAGUGAUGACAAGGGUUUUGGCUUUGAUUCCGUUAUGUCAACGCCGUCAUCAUCAAGCCCCACUCCAUUGAACUCAUCAUCCACUAAUACGGGCAAUAUCAACAGUACUAGCAGCACUGAGGACGAGAGAGAAAUUAGCUACUGCAGCAACUUGUUAAAGUUUGAAAUCCCAGAGAGUUUGGACAUCAAUGAUUUCUUGUAAAUUAAUAUAUAUGAUCAUAGAGAAAUUAAUAAAAUACAUGUAGCUAGACUGCUAUAUCUUGUAUCAUGAUAUAGAUCAGCUAGAGUUUCUAGUUUUUCUGCUUUUCUUUAUUCGAUGAGUUUUGUUGAUACACA